Messenger RNA from Diachasmimorpha longicaudata, 1333 nucleotides. It is a transcript of the gene BBS5, whose product is annotated as Bardet-Biedl syndrome 5 protein homolog. Gene Ontology annotation, molecular function: phosphatidylinositol-3-phosphate binding. Bases 1 to 1167 code for a protein of 388 amino acids. Lineage: Eukaryota; Metazoa; Arthropoda; Insecta; Hymenoptera; Braconidae. The record is from RefSeq and is a predicted model, not a curated record. Gene Ontology annotation, biological process: cilium assembly; intracellular transport. Gene Ontology annotation, cellular component: ciliary basal body; BBSome. The transcript is spliced from 9 exons.
AUGAGUGAAAACAACAUCAUAAUUGUUGUGACUAUGUUAUCAUUCGGCCGUCGACAUGACGACCAUAUCGAUUUCCCCUCGCUUCUAAGUCCUCAAGUCCCUCAAAAGAAUUUCAUUGUCAGAUUCAAUCUACAACCUCGAUUGUCACUCACCAGUAUAAUGUGGCAGGACAGUGAAGUUCGCUUUGACACAUCGUUAUCUGACAUGCAGAUGCGAUGUGGAGAGCUUCUUAUUGACAGACUCGAUAUGAUCGAGGAUACUAAGGGCAAUGCCGGCGACCAAGGACGACUUCUCGUCUCUAAUUUGCGAAUAAUGUGGCACUCCUUGUCAUUACCACGCAUUAAUUUGAGCAUCGGAUACAAUACUAUUAUCAAUGUAUCAACAAAGGAUGUGAAUAUUGUGCAUGGAGGAAUUGUUCAAGCCCUUCAUAUUUUAACAACAUUCAAAAAUUGUAGAUAUGAAUUCAUUUUCACCAAUCUUAAUAUCAAAAGUACCAGACACUACACAUCAGUCAUUGGAGUUUAUCGAGCAUAUACCUCCACAAAAAUGUACAGAGAAAUCAAGUUGAGAGGUGGAUUCAUUCAAAAUAAAAGACUGACAACAUUUCCAUUGGAAAUUGUUCACAGUACAAGUCCAGGCGUUUGGAAUCUGUCCACAGAGCAGGGAAAUGUAGGAACUUUUGUGGUAACCAACGUCCGGGUAGUCUGGUUUGCUGAUAUGAAUAAUCAAUUUAAUGUGUCUCUGCCGUAUUUAGUGAUGGCCAGCGUAAAUAUAAGAUCCUCGAAAUUCGGUCCGACCUUAGUCCUAGCAAGCAGUGAAUCUAGUGGUGGAUAUGUAUUAGGAUUUCGAAUUGAUCCGCUCCAGAAACUUCACAUUUUACAUAAAGAAAUUACGACAAUGCGAUCAGCAUACGAUAAAUCUCCGAUAUUUGGGAUCGAAUAUACCUUCGAGCAUGAGGGCAUAGCUGAUCCAGAGGUGAAGGAAGUUGAUACAAAAGAGAUGCAAGAGAAUGAAGACGAGAUAUCAAACGUUUUUGGAUUAUAUUUUACGGACGACAAUUCGAUCCAGAGAAAGCCCAACGUCUGCUCUCAUCUGGGACUUGCUGCUGAAGAACCACGAGAAGGAAGCUCCCUUCAAGGGCUUUGGGAACUUCUUCCAACCACGUGAUGAUAAUUAAAAAUCGAAAUAAGAAAAAAAUUGUUGUUACAUACUGACUUCAAUGGUCCGUGAGGAUGAUUGGGUAUCAGUGCCGUUCCCUAGUGACCUAGCUCGGUCGACAACUCGGAGGCGAUGAGUCAUUUUGUUCAUCACUGGAAUUCAUUCCCGAUUGAGU